AUGAAGGGGGAGAAAGCAGCGAAACCGCGGUGGAAACAGAGUUAUGAAAAUGGAGGAACGGGAGGGGAGAUAUACAUUCAAGAGGAAUUAAAUUGUUGCGCGUGGAACAAUUUUCGUUUAACGGCGCGCGCAUUUUUUGUUUCCAGAUGUCAAGAAUGCCCCGUGGUUAAGCCGACGUUCCUUUGCGGGAGCGAUAAUCGCACGUACAGCUCCCCAUGCCGGCUGGAAUACCACAAUUGCAUCCACCACACGUCGGUCCGCAUCGCCUGCAAAGGAUUCUGCCCCUGCAAAGCUUCCGACCUUCGCGCCCACAACAAGAAGAUGCAACUGCAACGACAGAAGGCGCUUUCUGGCAAAAUGCGAAAUCGUGACAUAACUUUGACACCACACGUUUUCAACUAUGACAAUCAUCAUUACCAAUACUUGAAAUAUUCCAAACGUGCCAAGGCACUGGCUGGAAGCAAGUACGACGACAAGCAUCUCAUGAGCAACGAAGUAAUGGAGAAGACUCCAUCCCCCUUAAAAUCGACGUACAACUCCCAAUCAUCGCGAAACUCUGAUUGCCCCCCGUCAUCCAAGCCUGCAAUGGCGAAUCGUCUCCUGGAUUGGUUCUCUGUCGUGAUGGCUGAUUCUAAACACCGUCGCCCUCAUCCUAAACCUAAAGGUCACUUCCCUAUCGGCUGCCAGAGCGAGGUCAGGUGGAUGUUCGGACAUUUGGACAGCGACAACGAUGGCAGACUCUCUCUUUCCGAGUUGUACGGGUUGGAACACGAUCAAAACGAGCCGUGUCUGAAACCGUUCCUCGACGGUUGCGACACGGACAGAGACAUCUUUGUAAGUGGCCCUGAAUGGUGUGGAUGCUUUUCAAAGGCUGAACGCCCCUGUGCCGCCGUACGUAAACGAUCAUCGCCCGACGUUGCACCUGCUUGCGAUUCUCGAGGGUAUUAUCGAAGCACCCAGUGCCAUCGUGGUCUAGGACUCUGUUGGUGUGUGGAUCCUCAUGGUGUGGAAUUCGCUGGGACUAGAACACGUGGCAGCAAGCCAGAUUGCGACACGAUCGUGAACAAGAUCAGCAACGGUGGAUUAAAAACGAAUAGCGUAGAUUUGGACGAUGACGAGGAUGGUGGUACAGAUUCUGCCCAGGAUCUCGAAGGGUCCGCCGAUCAGCCAUUAGACUUUUAGAUUCCUUAGAAUCAGCCAGCAACAACAGCAACGGGAGCAGCAACUUAACGUGAUAUCGAACAGCCGGACGACACGAUUCCUCUUGUAAAGGAGAAUUGAAAACCGUUCUCCCGGUUGUCCGCUGAUUUCGAGUAUCGCCGUUGUGAUUGGAGGUGUCUUCAAGUGAAACAGGUCGGCGUAGCCUUUUAGGGCACGACUCACGCGUGAAUCUAAAAGUCAGAGGAGCAACGAAAGAAAUAUGAGGAUUAACGAGAUGUGACACGAGCAGCGGAUACCCUCUGGCAUCGUGAUUGCACGACUUGAAUAUUAAGUCCUCUUUGUCCAUUGGUCAUGAUCCUUAACCCGAGAAUGAUCACAUUUUUAUAAUAAUUAAUUUAACAUAUUUUUGUUAAUUGAAUUAGUUUAUAGAUUGAAUUUAAACAAUGGAUGUUGUAUAAAUACUUUUUUUAUUUUUUUUUUCUCUUCUGUUCAUAACACAAGUGCCAAACGGGUUAAGAAGCUGCUGAAUCGAAGAAUCGUAGGAUGCUUGUACAGUGCAAUAAUUAAAGGGCUACAUCGUGCAAUAACAAUCUCGUGUGACGCUCUAUUUU
Molecule: messenger RNA, 1772 nt
Organism: Apis florea (little honeybee)
Lineage: Eukaryota; Metazoa; Arthropoda; Insecta; Hymenoptera; Apidae
Gene: Cow
Product: Proteoglycan Cow
Biological process (GO): anatomical structure development; establishment of protein localization to extracellular region
Molecular function (GO): calcium ion binding; protein binding; extracellular matrix binding
Source: RefSeq, a predicted model, not a curated record